AUGUCACCCACUUCUACAACUACCGCUCAACCUCGUCGAGAUCAGAUAUACACUUCGACAAUCUCUCCACCACAUCUACCAAGGAUGUCAGUCUACCAUUACUUAUUCCCAUUUAAGAAAUACAAGUCCAAACACCGUUCGAGGUUUUUGUACUACCCUGAUCCGAACCUUGAGAAACCAUCAUUCAUCGAUGGAAUAACAGGAAGGUUCGUCACGAGAGCACAAGUGGAAGAACAAUCCAAGAUGCUCGCCACGGGGUUGAAGAUUAAGGGAAUUGAAAGGACGGAAAUUGGUUGUAUUUUCGGGAUGAAUAGUCUGGAAUGGAUCAAUGCUUGUUUUGGGAUGCAGGCGUUGGGAGCGGUGGUCAGUCCUGCGAAUUAUGCUUACACACCCGACGAGCUGCUCCAUCAACUUCGCGAUUCCACCUCAUCAUUCGCCUUCGUCCAACCCGCCCUCUUACCUACUUUCCUCAAAGCUUUGGAGCUCGAUCCCAACUAUUCUAUUCCGGAUAACAGGAUAUUCCUAUUAUGUACGAAAGAGGAAAAGGAACAUCUCAAAGGAAAAGGUUCAGAAGCCGAAAAAGGAUGGAUGGAUAGAUUCUUGUGUACAGAGGAGUUAUGGGAGAAAUCCGGAACACCCAAGAGAUUCCAAGAUGGGAUGGAAGAGAGGACGGCGUAUCUGUGUUACUCUAGUGGAACGACGGGCAGGGGUAAGGGAGUGGAAACCAGUCAUCAUAAUAUGACAUCUCAGGUACAAGCUUUGAAUUGUUCUUACGAGCCGAUCAAAUAUAAGGAUGUCAUUUUGGCUAUGUUGCCUUUUAGUCAUAUCUAUGGCUUGACAGUGACACUGCACCAACCUCUUACUGUCAACGGUACAGUCGUGAUUCUACCUCGUUUCGAAGAGAUGAACUUCCUUAAGGCUGUUGAAAGGUUCAAAGUGACUUGGGCACUAGUGGUCCCACCGAUGUUAAUAGCCUUACUGAACUCACCCAAUGUGGCAAAAUUCGAUAUCUCCUCGAUCCGAGGGUUCAUGUCGGGUGCUGCACCCUUAUCGUCCGACCUGAUUCAAGCGUUCGAAAAGAAAUUCCCACAUAUCAAGAUGACACAGGGGUAUGGUCUAACAGAGACCACACCUGUUUCUCACGUGAUGAACCUUGAAGAAGCUCGAGGAAAAGGUAGGAACGGUAAAAUCGGUAGGGUCAUACCCACCUAUCAAGCUAGAUUGGUAGAUCAGGAGACAGGUAAAGAUGUGGAACCGUCUAAAGGUGAACGAGGAGAACUGUGGUUGAGAGGUCCAAGUGUUAUGAAAGGGUAUUGGAGGAAUGCACAAGCUACUCAGGAGGUAUUUGCUGAAGGAGGAUGGUUCAAAACUGGAGAUGUAGCUAUGAGAGAUGAAGAUGGUUAUUUCUCUAUCGUGGACAGAGUGAAAGAAUUAAUCAAAUACAAAGGAUUCCAAGUCCCACCUGCCGAAUUAGAAGCUCUAUUGAUCACUCAUCCGGAUAUAGCGGAUGUGGGAGUGAUUGGUGUUUAUUCGAAAGAACAAGCUACGGAAUUGCCCAGAGCAUAUAUUGUACCUAAAUCCGGAAUGUCCUCAUUCCCAACCCCACAAUCGAGAUUGGACUUCACGAACAAAGUGCAAGAGUGGGUAUCAGGUAAAGUAGCGAAUCAUAAAAGGUUAAGAGGUGGGGUGAUCUUGGUGGAUAUCAUACCGAAGUCCCCAAGUGGAAAGAUCCUAAGGAAGGAUCUUAGAGCGAGGGCGGUGAAGGAGGAGGAAGAUAAAGUGAAAGAAGGUAGAGUAGCUAAGUUGUAG
Messenger RNA from Kwoniella botswanensis, 1809 nucleotides. RefSeq lists its product as uncharacterized. NCBI's taxonomy places the organism in Eukaryota, Fungi, Basidiomycota, Tremellomycetes, Tremellales, Cryptococcaceae. Bases 1 to 1809 code for a protein of 602 amino acids. The transcript is spliced from 8 exons. The record is from RefSeq and is a predicted model, not a curated record. Gene Ontology annotation, molecular function: CoA-ligase activity. Gene Ontology annotation, biological process: secondary metabolic process.